Molecule: messenger RNA, 1615 nt
Organism: Centruroides sculpturatus (bark scorpion)
Lineage: Eukaryota; Metazoa; Arthropoda; Arachnida; Scorpiones; Buthidae
Product: centrosomal protein of 76 kDa-like
Exons: 7
Coding region: 64-1512 (482 amino acids)
Source: RefSeq, a predicted model, not a curated record
GAAGAAUUAUAUUCAAUAAUAAAGAAAGAAGGUGUUUUUGAAGAAAUUUUGAAAAACUUUAAUAUGAAAAAUGCCAAAGAAGAAAAAUCCAGUUCUGUUAAAGCUUCUGAAAAUUUAAAACAAUCAUCACAAAUUCAUAAAUCCAAAUCUAGUGAAAAAACAACAAAACAAGAUUGCUUUUUAAUAGAACAGAAAAAUGAAUCCAAUCAUUAUUUAAGAUUUCAUGUAAUUAGAGGAAAAGCCUUUGUUGAAUAUUUAUUGGAACCAGCUAUUCUAAGUGGAAAAUCAGCAUCAUAUCUUCUUUUAUAUGUUUAUUUUUGUGGUCAGAGAUUCCAAUCUCAUCCAACUCCUGCGACCUGUGAGCCUGAGUUUUCCUUUGAUAUUAAAUUAUUUCUACAUAAAAAUGAUAGAGGAAAUUUAUCAUUUGAUUCUAGCACACUCUUAUCAAAGAAUGACCCAAUACAUAUUAUAUUAACAAAAGUAGAUUCUGAUCAAAAUCAGUUUUUAGUAUCAUCAUACUUUUUGGAAUGGCGUCAAAUACUAACUAAAGUAGGCUCUAAGAUGAGCUUGGCAAUUGAACUUUCAGGGAUUGGAGUUGAAAACAAAGUUCCUGCUGGAAUGUUAGAAUUAUAUCUAGAAUUGCAACCAUCUUUAACUUUUCCUUUACAAGCUAAUAUAGUCUCAGCUCAGUUAGCAUUAGAACACAACAGAAAAACUGAACGGGAUCGUCUUUUUCUUGCUUAUGCAAAACUUUGGUGGAAAGAAUAUAUUGAAAUGAGACCAGAACAUACUCAAAGACUUGUUAAAAUUUUUGCCCAAGAUGAAAAUGCAGUUGUUCGGCCUGUGUUUAGUUAUGUAUUUCCACUCACUACAAAUAGGCUUUUGGAAACCCCCAGAGAGGCUGCUUGGUUUAUAUCAUUAUUUAAACAAAAUUUAUCUAUCUACACCAAUAUUGAUAGGACAAAAUAUGAACAAUGGAAAAAUCUUUCUACAUUUCUCUCCGUAAAAGAGGGUGAUUAUGAAGAUCAUUCUGUUUUACUUUGCUCACUCUUAUUAGGUUUUUGCCUAGAUGCUUAUGUUUGCUUAGGGACAUUAAAAACAGAUCAGCCUUGUUCCUGGGUAAUGACAAUUGGAAGACGUAAGCAAAUUAUAUUCUGGAAUAGUCUUACUGCUGCUAGAUAUAAUUAUACUUCUGUAAUAAAAGAUGAUGAAUUAAAUCAAGUGAAGUACCCGUAUAAAACUAUUGGAUGCAUAUUUAAUAAUAAUAGAUUUUAUGCAAACUGCCAGCCAACUGAUGCAGUAGAAUUAUGCUGUUUUGAUUUAGAGGAUUCAGAAAAAUGGAAAUCUAUGUCACCCGAUGCCAUAAAGUUAGUUACAACUUAUGUACCAACUGUUCCAAUGAUAAUUCCAUCUUCAUUGGACUCAAUGCAAGCAAGUUAUGAUAUGGAAGAACAGUUAAGACAUUUCACUGCAGAAUUUAGAAAGGUACAAAUAAUUUAUUCAGAAGUUUAAUUUGAUUGUAUUACAAGUCCUAAUUGAUAAGUAUUAGCCUCAUGUCUUAUAUGUCGAUAUAAUUCUUGUCAUACUUUAAACUGAAAUAUAUUUAUUUAAUGGA